Molecule: messenger RNA, 1188 nt
Organism: Vanessa tameamea
Lineage: Eukaryota; Metazoa; Arthropoda; Insecta; Lepidoptera; Nymphalidae
Product: protein 4.1 homolog
Exons: 7
Coding region: 115-1188 (357 amino acids)
Cellular component (GO): cytoskeleton; plasma membrane
Molecular function (GO): cytoskeletal protein binding
Source: RefSeq, a predicted model, not a curated record
GCGUACCCAUGAAAACCGGUGUACACACAACUCGACCACGGAUGUCAUCAAAUAUGUAUUGGACUGGCUAGUCUAGCCAGAACAGUGAUGUUUGUUUUUGUUUAAGUUGACAUAAUGCGAGAGAGCCUAAGACGGCUGGCCUCUGACGACGCAAUGGCUCCACGAUCGUGUUCCGGAAGGGUCAGAGUCGAGCUGCUCACUGGCGAUCAUAUCACCAUUGAUGUUGCUAGAAAAGCCAGCGGAGGUGAUCUCCUGGAUGCAAUUUGUGAUGAUCUAGAUAUACUAGAGAAAGAUUACUUUGGACUACUACACGUUCACCGAAGUGAUCCUCGAGUCUGGGUAGACUUGAAAAGGAGGCUCUCCAAGACCUUUAGAAAUGAGCCUUGGGAGGUGAAGAUGGCGGUAAAGUUCUACCCCCCAGAACCCUCAGAGUUAAAUGAUGAGGCUUCCAGAUACCAGCUCGGGCUCGCAAUUAGGAGAGAUCUUAUAGAAUGUCGUCUCAAUUGUUCGACGAUCACAUACGCUCUGCUCGCCUCAUACGUGCUCCAAGCUGAACUGGGGGACAGAGAGGGGAGGGUAAAUGUCGCGGUGCUCACAGAACACCGCGCUGUUCCUCUGCAAGUAAUCACACCAGAUUUAGAGGAUAAAAUUGAUGAACUGUAUAGAAAACACAAAGGUCAAACUCCAGCUCAAGCAGAGUUGAACUAUCUUGAGAACGCAAAAAAACUGGCCAUGUACGGAGUUGAGCUGCAUAGUGUGAAGGAUUCAGAGGAUGUGGAGAUCGAACUCGCUGUCUGCGCGGCUGGAAUCUCCGUGUUGAGAGAUGGUUUGGUGAUGAACCGGUUCCCCUGGGCGAAGAUACUCAAGAUCAGCUACAAUAAACGCACAUACACGUUGAGAUUGAGGUCCAGCGAGUUCGACGAGUUCGAAACUCACGUCAGCUUCAAGUUGGCUUCGACUCGCUCCAGUAAACGACUCUGGAGAUGCAGCGUUGAGCAUCACAUGUUCUUCAGGUACACAACUCCAUUCGAACGAGCUAUCAAAUCAAAGAAUCCAAGUCCAGUUCCAAUACGCGCGACGCCGGUGCCGGUGGAGCGCGUGUCGGGCUGGCCGCGGCUGGGCGCGCGCCGCGUGUCGUGCCGCCGCACGCUGCGCCAGCUGCGCGAGCCCACGCUUUGUGUGAAAUAA